UACGCUUCCCACGCUAAAAAGACCCCUCCGUUUUUGACAGCUCUACGUGCUUCUCCUCAGGUUCAUUCAUAAUGGCGUCUGGUUACGGUCUCAAUGGCGGUCCUUCCCGCUGCUACGGUUUCUGGCAGGAAGUCCUCGGUUGCUACGUCGUCAAUUCCGGUGAGGGCGAGACCGGCAAGAAGAAGUGCAUGCCCGCAUUGGAGGACUACUACGAGUGUCUGCACCACAGAAAAGAGGCUCUCCGCACAAUGAAGAUGCAGGCCGCCUACCGCAAGGCCGAAGCCGCACACCCCCGCGAGAACGCUCCCAAGGCGGAACAGAUUCGCAGUCUGGGGUUGUUAGGGAAUGAGGAACAGUCGGCAGAUGUAUUGGCGAAGGCGUCAUGAAGGAGGAUGCGCAUACCCAGGAUACGGUGAUUUUGUUACUUUACGUUUGCGCGUCUUUGUUUUUU
Molecule: messenger RNA, 451 nt
Organism: Aspergillus glaucus CBS 516.65
Lineage: Eukaryota; Fungi; Ascomycota; Eurotiomycetes; Eurotiales; Aspergillaceae
Exons: 3
Coding region: 72-386 (104 amino acids)
Biological process (GO): mitochondrial respiratory chain complex I assembly
Source: RefSeq, a predicted model, not a curated record